Molecule: messenger RNA, 1209 nt
Organism: Colletotrichum chrysophilum
Lineage: Eukaryota; Fungi; Ascomycota; Sordariomycetes; Glomerellales; Glomerellaceae
Gene: CWC2
Product: Pre-mRNA-splicing factor
Exons: 2
Coding region: 1-1209 (402 amino acids)
Cellular component (GO): Prp19 complex; U2-type catalytic step 2 spliceosome; U2-type catalytic step 1 spliceosome
Molecular function (GO): pre-mRNA binding; metal ion binding; U6 snRNA binding
Source: RefSeq, a predicted model, not a curated record
AUGUCAGACGAAGAAGUCGCCGUCUCCAGAACCCAAGAUGUCGAUGCGCCCGAGGCACAAGAAACGGCGCUGACGACGACCAACACCGAAGUCGCCGCGCCGGCAGAGAGGAAAGUCAAGAAGAUCAUCCGCAAGAAGAAGCGCCCGGCGCGUCCGCAGGUCGACCCUUCCUUCAUCACCUCCGAGCCCCCGCCGCAGACCGGCACGAUCUUCAACAUCUGGUACAACAAGUGGUCUGGCGGUGACCGCGAAGACAAGUACCUGUCCAAGACGCACGCAAAGGGACGCUGCAAUGUUGCCAAAGACAGCGGAUACACAAGGGCCGACAAGGUCACUGGGAGCUACUUUUGUCUAUUCUUUGCCAGAGGAAUCUGUCCUAAGGGUCAGGACUGCGAAUACUUGCACCGGCUGCCGGGUAUCCACGACCUGUUCAACCCGAACGUGGACUGCUUUGGACGAGACAAGCAUUCCGACUAUAGAGACGACAUGGGUGGUGUUGGUAGCUUCAUGAGGCAGAACCGAACCGUCUAUGUGGGAAGGAUACAUGUUACGGAUGAUAUUGAAGAAAUCGUGGCGCGUCAUUUCGCAGAAUGGGGGCAAAUUGAGCGAAUUCGUGUGCUCAAUACACGCGGAGUCGCUUUCAUCACAUACACCAACGAGGCAAAUGCGCAAUUUGCCAAGGAGGCAAUGGCACACCAGUCGUUGGACCACGAAGAGAUUCUCAACGUCCGCUGGGCGACAGCCGACCCGAACCCCAUGGCCCAGGCGCGCGAGGCGAGGCGAAUCGAGGAGCAAGCCGCCGAGGCCAUCCGCAGGGCACUGCCAGCGGAGUUCGUCGCAGAGAUUGAGGGCAAAGACCCGGAAGCCAGGAAAAGGAGAAAGAUUGAGAGCAGCUACGGGCUCGAGGGCUACGAGGCGCCGGACGAGGUUCACUUCGCGCGUGGCGCGAACGCUGUGAACCCCGUUGGGCGGGAGGGUUUCGAGGUAGAAUACCAGGAGCGGCCUAUGCUUGAGAAUGGCGAUACGGCGAACCAGGCACAGUACGCCCUGCCUGCGCCGCAGGAGCAGUCCAUCUUGUCUGGUGGCAUCUUCUCUAGCAGCACCUUGGCAGCCUUAAACACCGCCAAGGUAGCGGUGGCAUCGAAGCCGAAACCCGCCGCGUCUGCGGGACCGUUAGUCGCGUACGACAGCGACGACGACGAUGAGUGA